Aspergillus neoniger CBS 115656 is the source of this 511-nucleotide messenger RNA. RefSeq lists its product as uncharacterized. NCBI's taxonomy places the organism in Eukaryota, Fungi, Ascomycota, Eurotiomycetes, Eurotiales, Aspergillaceae. Bases 52 to 216 code for a protein of 54 amino acids. The record is from RefSeq and is a predicted model, not a curated record. The transcript is spliced from 2 exons.
UGAUCCUGCUUGGGGAUUUAUUUUUCUUUUCUUUGCGCCCUCGAAUAAUUCAUGUUUGCCGCGUCUCUUUGUCUCUUUCUUUCCUUCUCUCUUCUCUACUUUGCAUCUGUCUGGCCUUUUCUUUCGGGCUUUGGUGCUGAGUUCCUUCACUCAGCUACCUGCUUGCAAGCUAGCUACAUUGGACUGACUGAUGGUCAUGUGCUUAUUGGGCAUUAAUUGAUUUCUCCCCAACUCUUGCUCUUUCUCUUUCUCUUUCUCUCACUCUCGCUGGCGCUUCAAUUCUCGAUUGUCGAGCUACUUGCUAACUAUGCAGUUCUUUUUCUCUUCUUCUUCAAUGUCCGCAACCCACGCGGUUCAGGUUUCGUUUUCCACUAUGAAGGACGGCCUUGAGGAACAUAAAAUACAGAAAAGGUUGAGGUGCUGAAGAUCGGACAAAUGUUACGCUGAAGCUCAAUGUGUGUCUGGUUCACGUCGUUCACAUCAUUACAUCGGGGCUGCGAGCCGCAUCGUU